Molecule: messenger RNA, 519 nt
Organism: Pimephales promelas (fathead minnow)
Lineage: Eukaryota; Metazoa; Chordata; Actinopteri; Cypriniformes; Leuciscidae
Product: histone H2A-like
Cellular component (GO): nucleosome
Molecular function (GO): structural constituent of chromatin; DNA binding; protein heterodimerization activity
Source: RefSeq, a predicted model, not a curated record
UAGUCAGCAACAGUAACUGAUUGUAAUAAUGAGCGGAAGAGGCAAAACCGGUGGAAAGGCUCGUGCCAAGGCCAAGACUCGCUCUUCCAGGGCGGGACUGCAGUUCCCCGUCGGCCGUGUUCACAGACUUCUCCGCAAAGGCAACUAUGCCCAGCGCGUCGGUGCCGGAGCUCCGGUGUAUUUGGCCGCUGUGCUCGAGUAUCUGACCGCUGAGAUCCUGGAGUUGGCUGGAAACGCCGCUCGGGACAACAAGAAGACCCGCAUCAUCCCUCGACACCUGCAGCUGGCGGUGCGCAAUGACGAGGAGCUCAACAAGCUUCUGGGUGGCGUGACCAUCGCUCAGGGUGGUGUGUUGCCCAACAUCCAGGCCGUGCUGCUGCCCAAGAAGACCGAGAAGCCCGCGAAGGGAAAGUAAACUGACGGAAGUUUCUCUUCAAACCAAAGGCUCUUUUAAGAGCCACCCAUUUUCUCCCCGAGAGAGUACUUUCAUUUGUCUCUUUUAUUUCAGUUACUUUUCAA